Molecule: messenger RNA, 2027 nt
Organism: Blastomyces gilchristii SLH14081
Lineage: Eukaryota; Fungi; Ascomycota; Eurotiomycetes; Onygenales; Ajellomycetaceae
Product: peroxisomal biogenesis factor 2
Exons: 3
Coding region: 133-1551 (472 amino acids)
Biological process (GO): protein import into peroxisome matrix
Cellular component (GO): peroxisomal membrane
Molecular function (GO): zinc ion binding
Source: RefSeq, a predicted model, not a curated record
GCUGCUCAUGCUCCGGGUAUGUCAUUGAGUCUACCGACUCUCCCUUUCCAACGGCCUCAGAACACUUGAACAAGUCCUAUCUUUGCUAAAGGGCUUGGGAUAGCCGGCAAAUCAAUCAAGAACGAUGACACGAUGACUCCGACAAAUUUCGCUGCCGCGCAAGAGCGGAUUUUGGAACGUCGGCGUCUCCGUGAAGCAGAAGCGCCAAGUCGAAUCCCGGAACCAAGCACUCGUCUUCCCGCAGCUAUUGGGAAACUUCCUUAUCCGCUCUCAAGAGCCUCCGAUGCUGGGAUUAUGUUAUGGGAUACAAUAAAAGGAAGGGAAGGCACGAAGCCCGCGUUUAGGGUGGGUCAGGUAGACGCGGAGUUGUUGGAUGAAGAGCUCCUCGCACUAUUGAAAGCCCAGGUUGGGGAAGGAUUAAAAUACUUUGGGAACCACAUAAAGGAAGAUUGGACGCACGAGAUCCAGUUCGCACUGAGGGCAAUCCUCUUUAAGCUCUCCAUAUGGGAUCACAAUGCAUCCUACGGUGCGGCUCUACAAAAUCUCAAAUAUACAGAUAGCCGGAAAAAGGGUCCCACACUCUCGGAUCCCACGAAAUGGCAAAAAACAUUAUACGGCCUCUUCACAGUUGGGGGCCGCUAUACCUGGGAUAAAUGGGAGGCCUGGUUGAUUGACCAGGAAGGCGGAUAUGAUGAGCCAUCCCCCCGGGUACGACUUUUGUCUAGGAUUACAAAUACCAUUUCAACCACGCACUCAAUUGCGGGCUUCGUGUCGUUUCUCAUCUUUCUCGCCAACGGACGAUAUAGGACGCUAAUCGAUCGCGUGCUACGUAUGCGCCUCGCACCUCCAUCUACCCAAGUCAGCCGCGAAGUCUCUUUUGAAUAUCUAAAUAGGCAACUCGUGUGGCACGCGUUUACAGAGUUUCUAUUGUUCUUGCUUCCUCUCGUCGGUAUCGGGCGAUGGCGGCGUUGGAUCUCAAGGGCUUGGAGGAAAACUAAGUCGUCGCUGAGAGCAACUGAUGAGGGGGACGAGCAGGCUAAGGGCCAAGGGGAGUUGGCGUUCUUGCCCGAAAGGACAUGUCCGAUUUGCUACCAGGAACAUAAUCCAACAGCCACCUCCGAAAGUGACGUGCUGGGGGCAUCUGGAGCCUCAGGAGGGAUAAUAGGCUCUGCACAGACUGAUGUUAUAAAUCCAUACGAGACCAUGCCAUGCGGAUGCAUAUACUGCUUUGUCUGCAUUGCCGAGAAGCUUGAAGCAGAGGAAGGCGAAGGCUGGAUUUGCCUUCGAUGCGGAGAAAUUGUGAAGCAGUGCAAGCCUUGGAAUGGUGAUGUUCUCGAGGAGGUAAUACCGUCGCAUUCAACAGGCAGGAAAAAUGUGGGAUUUGCAGCCAUUCUUCCAGACGAUGAAACUGAGGUUUCAGCUCAUGCUGAUAAUAUCCCUGCCAUGUUCCCUGACGGCGACGACGACAGCAUGCAGGAAUCAAAUCAGUGGUCUGCGGUCGAGAAGGAUUUAACCGACGACACGAGCAUUGGAUCUGAAAUUAAGGGCUAAGGCCCGUAAGUAAAUAAAUAAAUAACUACCAGCUUGGAAAACAUGGCCUUCGAAUUAUCCGGACCAGCCAAAUGUUGAAUAUCUCUCCCCCUUUCUACUUGUAUAUACUUCGUUUUGACAUUAUACCCAUCCCUACCCCAUACUUGGCGUUUCCAAAAUAAUUACAGUGUUGAUGCCCCUCCUCCAUACACGCCUGCAACUUGUUAUCAUUUUCUUUCUCUUCCCUGUCUCCCAUCAAUCCCCGCCGUCCAUGUCCCGCAAUAUCUUCUACGAAGACAAUUCUAGGUUUAGCGGCCCUAGCUAUGAGAGUACAAUAUCGAUCUAUUUCCAUGUACCGGUAUCUUUUCUCUAGGGCAUAAUAUAGCUUCGUUGCAUCUUGUCAAGAAUACAUGUGUCUUCCAGCCCCUUCACCUUCGUGGCUGACCGCAAGUGCUAUAUCUAUCCACUUUUUAUUUUUGUGUAUCAUUUUGGACAAG